CCCGACGACGACGACCCACCUGCCGCGCUGCCUUUUGCUAUCCCGCUCGCGCACAGCCUGCCACCCCUCCACAGCGUGCUCGCUGGCUUCGCUCUACUCGCCUGCACCAUCCUCCCUCGGCACUCGUCGAAGCUCCAUCUCGCUGAAGCCGCCUCGCUCCACGCCUGGCGCUCUGUGUGGCGCUCUCGCGUGCUCUCGAGCCGCCUCUCCAGCACAUCCCGUCCUUCUCUCGCUGCACCACUCUCUCAAACUGCCUCGCCAUGGUCUCUCAGGCACAGCUCGAGCAGGCCAUCCGUGCCAAGGUGGAGGGCGUCACGUCGCUGGUCGUGUCUGACGUGUCCGGCGGCUGUGGCCAGGCGUACGACGUGAUCAUCGUCUCGCCCAUUUUUGAAGGCCUGCCCACCCUCAAGCGUCACCGUCUGGUGAACGAGCUCCUCAAGGAGCAGAUCGCCGAGCUGCACGCCUUCUCGCAGAAGACCUUCACGCCCAAGCAAUACGAGGCGCAGGGAAGCAAGACGGCCCCGCUCGCUCCGGUGACGCCGCCAGUGUCCGCAGGCUCUCUCUCUGCCACCUCGCCCGCGCCACGCAGCCACCACCGCAGCACGUCGUCCGUCUCCGUGCCCGAGCUCACGCUCACCACCGACGGCGACACGCUGUCCGGCAUGGCCGCGCAGUCGGCCGGCCGUCCGCUCACACCCGGCGCCCAGCCCGGCGGCACGACGAGCACACUGCAGGACGUCGGCGGCAGCCCUGACGGGCGCUCGAGCCACUCGCCGAGCAUCUCCAACCUGCACUUCAACAAGAUCAGCAGUGCAGAGUUCUGGGAGCACCUGCGUGCCUUCCUGGAGGGAGAGUUCAUGGGCCCGGCUGUCGACGCCGGCUCGGCCAGCCCGAACACAUCCGGCCGACCUCGCGGCGAGGCAGAGCUCGUCCGCGUCUUCGAGGAGAUGCUCUCGUCGCAGCGUGGCUUCCUGUCAGCCAGCGACAUCGCUCGCAUCCGCGACGGGACGGGCAUGACGGGCCAGGGCGGUGUCUGA
Messenger RNA from Tilletiopsis washingtonensis, 1037 nucleotides. RefSeq names its product bola-like protein. The coding region runs from base 261 to 1037 and encodes 258 amino acids. The record is from RefSeq and is a predicted model, not a curated record. NCBI's taxonomy places the organism in Eukaryota, Fungi, Basidiomycota, Exobasidiomycetes, Entylomatales. The transcript is spliced from 9 exons.